UUAUAGCGGGACUGCGGCGGGCAUUCUGAUACUGGGGGGAACUGACUUGGUGUUACUGACAUCCCCAGUGACACCAAUGCAGUGAUCAGUGCUAAUAAAAAGCACUGACACUGUACUAUAAUGGCACUGGGCAGGAAGGGGUUAACAUCUGAGGUGAUCAAGGGGUUAACUGUGUGCUGUUUAACAUUAUGUGCUGUGUGUGUGCUUCACUGUAAGCACACUGCUUUGUGUGGCUCUGUUAUGCAGAGCCAUACAAAGCAGUGUGCAGGAGCUGACGGGAGAGAUCUGUGUUGUUUCUCCUCCAUCAGUAAUACUCGGCGAUCACCGGAAAUGCAAAAU
Staurois parvus is the source of this 339-nucleotide messenger RNA. The record is from the annotation of a GenBank genome assembly. Lineage: Eukaryota; Metazoa; Chordata; Amphibia; Anura; Ranidae.